Macadamia integrifolia is the source of this 1352-nucleotide messenger RNA. RefSeq names its product mitogen-activated protein kinase kinase kinase 18-like. The transcript has a single exon. Lineage: Eukaryota; Viridiplantae; Streptophyta; Magnoliopsida; Proteales; Proteaceae. Gene Ontology annotation, biological process: protein phosphorylation. The record is from RefSeq and is a predicted model, not a curated record. Bases 61 to 1338 code for a protein of 425 amino acids. Gene Ontology annotation, molecular function: ATP binding; protein kinase activity.
CACUCUGUUUCUUCCUUCCUUCCUCUGUUCCUUUCAAUUUCAAGCUUCCUUCAAUCCACCAUGGAAUGGACCAGAGGCCGCACCAUCGGCCGUGGCUCUUUUGCCACCGUCUCUCUCGCCAAAACUCACCGGUCCGGUGAAGUUUUCGCCGUGAAAUCUGUGGAUCUUUCCAGAUCAGAAUUCCUACAAAGAGAACAGAGGGUUCUCUCUCUCAUCGACUGUCCUCGUAUAGUUGGGUACGUUGGCUGUGAUGUAACACAUGAGAAUGGUCGAUUGAUGUACAAUCUCUUCAUGGAGUAUAUCUCCGGUGGUACUCUCACUGACGUUAUUCAAGAUCACGGUGGUCGCCUUGACGAGUCUGAAAUCCGGUCUCACACAAGAGCAAUUUUAAUGGGUUUAGAUUACCUUCAUUCUCGUCGUCUUGUGCAUUGUGAUAUCAAGGGUCGGAAUGUUCUGAUUGGAGCGGAUGGUGCCAAGAUUGCUGAUUUGGGUUGCACGAGAUGGGUCGAUGAGGAGGCUCCGGCGAUGCCGAUUGCCGGAACCCCUGUUUUCAUGGCACCUGAAGUGGCUCGAGGUGAUGAACAGAGUUUCCCUGCCGACGUCUGGGCUCUUGGGUGUACCGUAAUUGAGAUGGCCACGGGACGCCCUCCAUGGCCGGAUAUUGCAGACCCGGUCUCUGCACUUCACCGGAUCGCAUUCUCCUCUGAUAUACCGGAUUUCCCAACUUUCCUGUCAGAGGAAGCAAAACACUUUUUGGGCAAGUGCCUUAAGAGAGAUCCAAAGGAGCGGUGGACGGCAGAUCAGCUCCUUAAACACCCAUUUCUGGAUCAGGAUUCGAAGCAAAUUCAGGGCUCUACCUCCUCAAUUUCUCCCACGAGCAUACUCGAUCAAGGCUUUUGGGAUUCGUUGGAGGAGUCAGAUACAGAGACACCACUUCAUAUCUCCAAUCUAUUGGUAUUGAGUUCUUCAAAUUCUCCGGCGGAAAGAAUCCGGAGGUUGGUCGGAGACAUCCCUUCGUCAUCUUCAACCCCAAAUCUUCCCGAUUGGACGAAGGACAGAAAUUGGGUCACAGUCAGAAGCAACAACCACGCAGAGAUUACUGGGUCGAGUGACGAAGUAGAGCUGGAAUCGUUUGGAAGAAGCUCUUCCGUCAUUAAUGGAAGUGAACAUCUCGUUCAUUACAAUUCAAAUAGUAGUAGUAUCAGUAGUAACAGUCUCAGAAGAUUUUCGGUGUCCAGUAAUGAUGUUAAUGCUUUUUCUGUAUCUUCUAAUCCCAAUUAUGAAUUGGCACGGGGAAAGGAAUUUUUACUUUCUUCAAUCCCAAUUCCGUUAUUAUAAAAUACAUCACAAUA